This is a messenger RNA of Cokeromyces recurvatus, 1723 nucleotides long. RefSeq lists its product as uncharacterized. The record is from RefSeq and is a predicted model, not a curated record. NCBI's taxonomy places the organism in Eukaryota, Fungi, Mucoromycota, Mucoromycetes, Mucorales, Mucoraceae. The transcript has 7 exons. Bases 70 to 1368 code for a protein of 432 amino acids.
GGUUCAGGAGGUUCUUUCGUAUAUCAGAAAAAAAUUAUUUACACGCCAUAAACUCCAAUCUAGCUUAUCAUGUAUAAACAAAUAUUUGAAGAAGUUGAAAUUGACGUGUUAAUAGACGAUUUGAAUUCAGUUUUAACAAAAAGCUGGUCUAAUAUGAAUAUGCUUCUAAUGUUCAGUGCAAAAUAUCAUUUUAACAAAGUCGAUACAACUGUGAAUAAAGCUAUAACUGCUUUAUUAGGAUUUUGGAAUGAAAAAAUAAGCACCUUUAAUACCACUAGUAGCUUGAAAAAAAGGGCAAAGACUUUGAACAGUACUGUUAAUCUUGUUUUGGACUCAAGGCCUGCGUUAUCAAUUAUUAACUCUAAUAUCAAAAAGCAAUUGAAUAAAGCAUUAAAAGAUAAUUUAACAAAAGGAGCAUAUGAUGAGCUGCUUGAAGUUUAUCCAAAUGAUAACAAUAGCGAUGAUGGCUCAAUAAUUGAUAACACCAACAAUGAAAAACAGCCUGUACAAAAAAAGAGAAAGUACUUGAAACAUAAAGAUCUGCAUAAUCAAAGUUGGGGAAACAAAGUUCAAAUUAUUACUGAAUAUUAUGGUGACAACGAUGUCUUGGAUCUGACUAAAACUUCAGUAAUACCAAAGCGAUUCAAGAGUAUAGUAGAAAAUAUUUGUAAACACUUUAACCUCAAAAUGGAUUUGCUAUUAAAAGAUGAGGAAUACGAUAUUUUAAAAAAAAUCAGUACUUGUAAUAACAAAGAAGAAUUAUAUAAAUCAGUUCAGACUAUCAGCCCAUUUUGUAAUGGUUCUGAACUCUCGUACAUAAAGAUGGCAGUACAGAAACUUUGUCACCUCUGGCAUCGUAACAUUCUAAAUGGUUCCCAUCAUGAAGAUUGGUAUCGUGUCAAUGUUUAUGGGGACCUAUUCGACCUUAUUUUUAUUGGCCAAUCUGGAUAUGAAACAAAGAGGGCGGAGUGCCAUUCACUCAUUAUAAAAUCGCUAAAAAAAAUGGGAGUUCUAAAUAAUGAUACAAAAAACGUUAGAAUGGAUUUUAUAUUUUCACACACUGACGGUCUUAGCGAUGCGUUUUACUGUGAAGACAAGCCAAAUAAUAAUGAUCUUAAGGAUCAAAAGAAAACCAAAAAUGUAAGGGAGCAGUCAUUAAAAUAUUGGACAUCUUUGUUACCGUAUCCAGAAUGUAUAUCAUACAUUACUGCAAUCAGCUGUCAGUUCCGGAAACUAACUAUGCAUGUAACAGGCAGUAAGCUUAUUGGUGGUAUAUUAAUACAUUCUUUUUUUAAAGAAGUUAACAUACCAAGUGUUGAUAAAAAAGGAGCUAGUAUUGCUGAGUACUUGGCCACAGUCCUAUCAUAAGUAAGAAUGGUGAUCAGAAACUUUGAAAUAAUAAAUAUAAUCACCAGCAUUAAAAAAGAAGAUGAUCUUGCCUUUCUAUCCCCUCUCUCAACACAAAAUCCCUGCUUUCGUGAGGACUCUUUUGACUCUUCUAGCUCUUAUGAUUCUUCUAACUCUUCAUCAUCAUCUGCUUCUUGUUGGGAAUCCAAAGAAAAAAAGCUACGCAUAUUAAAAAAAGUUGAAGAUGCUGUUUCUGACUUCAUCAACAAAGAUGAUUAUGCCUCUUUCUGCUGGGAAGAUAUUGUUUUUUAAUUAAAAAUAAAAUAUAUAUCGAUUUAUGGGAUUUGUUUUUGUGUUUGUAAUUACCAAAAGCAAU